Acanthosepion pharaonis is the source of this 642-nucleotide messenger RNA. The record is from the annotation of a GenBank genome assembly. Lineage: Eukaryota; Metazoa; Mollusca; Cephalopoda; Sepiida; Sepiidae.
AUGUUUCUUCUUCUUUUAUUUCUGGGGGAUUGUUUCUUUUUAUUCUUCUUUUUCUUCUGGAAGUGGUACUUCUUUUUUCUCUUUUUCAUCUUGGAUUGUUUCUUCUUCUUUAUCAAUUUAGGACUGUUUCUUCUUCCUCCUUUUCUUCUUGACUUGUUUCUUACCCCUCUUUUUCUUCUUGAAUUUCUCUUCUUCUUUCUCUUUUUUCUUCUUGAAUUGUUACUUCCUUUUCUUUUUCUUCCUGAAUUGUUACUCGUUCCACUCAUUCUUGACUUUUGUCUUUUGUCGUGGGUUACCUUUUCUUUCUCUUUUGUUCUCUUGUUCUGCAUAAAUUGUUUCUUCUUCCAUUUUCUUGAAACUUUUCUUCUUCUUUUAGAACUCAUCCUAAUUGAUUCUUCAUUUUUUUUUUCGUGUGUUUGUCUUGUUUUACUUCAUCUUCUUGAAUUGUUUAUUUUUUCCUUCUUUUUGAAUUGUUUUCUUUACCUCUUCUUUUUGAAUUGUUUCUUCCUGUUUUUCUUCUUGAAUUGUUUAUUCUUCUUCCUCUUUUUCUUUUUAAAUUGUUUAGUCUUUCUUCUCGGAUUGUUUCUUCUUCUUCUUUUCUUCUCUCUGUUCUCCUUGAAUUCUUCUUCCUCUUCUUGUUGA